This is a messenger RNA of Mytilus californianus (California mussel), 3590 nucleotides long. RefSeq names its product serine/threonine-protein phosphatase PP1-gamma catalytic subunit-like. Bases 165 to 1085 code for a protein of 306 amino acids. Gene Ontology annotation, cellular component: cytoplasm; nucleus. The transcript has 11 exons. The record is from RefSeq and is a predicted model, not a curated record. Lineage: Eukaryota; Metazoa; Mollusca; Bivalvia; Mytilida; Mytilidae. Gene Ontology annotation, molecular function: protein serine/threonine phosphatase activity.
AUAUUCGCGGGGAAAUUGUGGUUGGCAUAGAAACCAUCAUAUGACUAGCCAGCUUCAGAAGCACAAUGGACGCCAAUCAGAUAUGACGUACAUCACAUAGCAGUUAAAAAUCGAUGGAAUCUGUAAAUGGAAAUGACUGAGCAGUAUUAUUCUUGAUUUACAAGAUGAUUAAAGACCUUGAUGUGGACAGUAUAGUUGAGCAACUUCUUACCAUUAAGGAUUCUCCGAACAAGCAGGUUCAGUUACCAGAAACUCAAAUUAGACAGUUAUGUCAGCUAUCAAGAGAAUUGUUUUUGGAACAACCGAUGAUUGUGGAAGUUGCCUCCCCUGUCAAUAUUGUUGGGGAUAUACAUGGACAGUAUGAAGAUAUGUUAAGACACUUUGAUAAUUGUGGUUACCCACCAGAUGCUAAUUACUUGUUUUUAGGGGAUUAUGUGGACAGAGGAAAAAGGUCACUCGAAACUAUAUGUUUACUUUUGGCUUAUAAAAUCAAGUACCCUAAAAAUUUCUUCUUGCUGAGGGGUAACCAUGAAUGUGCAUCAAUUAACAGAAUAUAUGGGUUUUAUGAUGAAUGCAAAAGAAGAUACAACAUAAAACUAUGGAAGACAUUUACAGAUUGUUUUAACUGUUUGCCUAUAGCUGCUGUAGUGGAAGAUACAAUAUUUUGUAUGCAUGGAGGUCUGUCUCCAGAUCUAAAAGAGAUGUCUCAAUUGAAUAAAUUAGAGAGGCCUUUGGAUGUUCCAGACCAUGGCUUAAUAUGUGAUCUUUUAUGGGCAGAUCCAGAUGAGGAUAUAACAGGUUGGGGAGAAAAUGACAGAGGAGUGUCCUACACCUUUGGUGGUGAUGUAGUACUAGAUUUUCUGAAUAAGCAUGACUUAACAUUAAUAGCAAGGGCACAUCAGGUUGUAGAAGAUGGAUACCAAUUUUUCCAGAAACGAAGUCUACUGACUUUAUUUAGUGCACCUAACUAUUGUGGAGAAUUUGACAAUGCUGGUGCAGUAUUGGUAGUUUCAGAAGAUUUGACAUGUUCUUUUCAAAUUUUACCACCACAUAAAGAGAAGAAGCUCAUUGUAAAAAAGAAGUAGUAAUUUGAUGUUAAUAACAAAGACAUAGAUAAUGGGCAGAAAAAUUUAUGUAAAAUCGAUUAGUAGAUUGUGUUCAUUGUGCUUCUCAUCGGACUACAUGUACAUUACAGAUAGAUACUUAAUCUGUUUUAUACAAUGUGCUUUACUGUAUUGUAGGUAGAAAUUAUUUUCCCCUUCAAUAUUGUACACCAUAAUCUGCAGAUUCACAAAAUAAAAUUGGUCAGUGGAGUGUUUUUUUGUUGGCCCACUACAUUAAUGUAAUUUAUCUGUCAAGCUUUUCUUUAAUUGAAAAUUGUUUAUUACAUGCAGAAUUAAAGCAGUUGUUCACCAAGCCUACAUUUGUCCAAUUUUUCUUACAAUUUGAUUUCUUUUAUUUGUAUGCCCCACCUACGAUAGUAGAGGGGCAUUAUGUUUUUCGGUCUGUGCGACUGUUCAUCCGUCUCUCCCGCUUCAGGUCAAAGUUUUUGUUCAAGGUAGUUUUUGAUGAAGUUGAAGUCCAAUCAACUUGAAACUUAGUACACAUGUUCCCUAUGAUAUGAUCUUUCUAAUUUUAAUGCCAAAUUUAAAUGUUUUGACCCCAAUUUCACGGUCCACUGAACAUAGAAAAUGAUAGUGUGAGUGGGGCAUUAGUGUACUAUGGACACAUUCUUGUUUCAUCCUCCCUUGUUAACAGAUUUCCACUUUGGCCAAAAAAAAAAUAUUUGUUGAAAGAAAAGAGAUUUUAUAGAAUGAAAUAUUCAGAAUGUUCCUUAAAAUUGAUUUGAUAAUCCAUGAAUAUCUGACCAACAACUAGUGUAAACAUAAACAUUAUUUAUUUUUUUCCUGAUUCAUAAAUUGAGGGUGAAGUUUAUUAAUUUUGUUGAGGGUAUCUCUGUCUGAAUUAAAUUUGUAAUAAAUGUUUAGUAACUCUAUAGCUCUCUCGUACUUGAAAUUUUAGCAUCAAUAUUAGAUCAUAAAAAUAUAUUUUAUUGCCACAUUGCAUUUAACAUAAUUUCAGUAGACCUGUAUUCAGUUUGAUGUAUAUUAGAAAGUUCUAUAAUUAUUUUGUUCAAUAAUUUCUCUACAAAUAGUGUCAUGAUUUUGAUUUAGUUUCAGGAUACAAUUGAGAUGGAACUAAUAAGUAGCUAACACAUUUAAUACUAUUUAUAUUUUUUGUGAAAGUUUGAUUUGAUAAUGGUUGGUUGCUUUAAAGUAAGGUCUAAUUGCAUUGUUAAUUGGACACCCUAUCUUGCUUGUAUUGUAGAUAUACAAUCAUAAUAUUAAUUCGCUGGUAUUCACAUAUUAUGGCAUUGUCCUCAGUCAUUCUUGAAGUAUGAUAUACUUGAUCAAAUAAUUGAAAAUUGUUAGCUCUUUACCUAUCUGUUAUGAUGGCUGAGUAAGUGUACAAUAUUUGGAUAGUAAAUUCUGCAGAUUUGUUUUUUUGUAAGAAAGUAUGAACCUUCAAUAAAACUUAAAUCUUUUUAACAUUUCCCUGACUUUUCAGUAAUUAAUAGGUCAGCUAUAGAAUCAUUAUAAAUGUUUACUUAUUCAUCUGACAUGAGUCCUCUCACCUUGACCUCAUUUUCAUAUUGAUUAAAUGUGAUAUUUACUUGAUAAGAUUAGUUUUUGAGUUACUAUACAUGUAAUUAAUAUGUCAAAAUAUAUAUUUAUAGAAUAACAAGGGUGUAACAUGUCCUUAAAAGAAGAUCUCAUUUCAUGGUUUAUAUAUAUGUAAUUUAAUUUUUUUUACAUAUAAAGUUAUGAUUAAUUUGACAGACAAGACAUUUCUGUGUGACCACUCUUAUUGUUUUUAUAAGUUAUCUUAAAAUUUCUGUAGGAAAAUCAAUUUCAAAACAUUCUUUUGAAUCAAUUCUGAAAUAUGUGUAAUUCAGAUUGCUUUGAAAUAUCUUUAAAAAAAUGUUCCUGUACCUGGCAGUACAUGGACCUGGGUUUUUUUAUUGGUGGUAGAUGUAAUGGGAAACAAUUUUCCGUUUUAUCUAAUUGUUAACAAAGCAUUGAAUUUUAUUCAUUUAUAUACAUGACUGUUUUUACAUAUUUGUUAUUAUUUGUUUUUAUUUAUAGUCUCUGCAUAUUUUGACUUAAGGAUACUCAUUUUACUAGCAACCAAUUUGUUAAGUGAAAACAUUGAGAAACAUCAGUUGAUUGUAUGUGCUUAGUGCUAUACCAUGUAAAUUAACCCAAAUAACUAAUUAAGUAAGCUUCAUUUAAGCUGUUUAAAACUUUAUUUACUAUGUAACUUGAAAUUGAUGGUCUUUUAUGAAAUGAAUUAUUACCGUUUGCGAUAAAAUCAGGUUUAGGUUUUCAAAUUAUAUAUUUUUCUGGUACAAUAAUUCAGAGAAAAUUUCUUAACUAAACUGUAUUACAUAAAAAAAAAUAGUGUCAAGUCUUUUCUUAUGCUGAGAAUAUGUUAAAAUAUUAUGGAAGUAAAAGAAAAAACUGUCUCAAGUUAUGCUUUAUGCCAUAAAUUGUUAUUUCUUUCUUGUUAAUAAAGUGUUUAGAUAGAAA